UUCCAGGCGGAACGAGAGUAUGAUGGCGGAACCAGGAUCCCGGUGGGUAUAUAUAUAGGGCCGCGCAUCCUCAAAAUAGCAGUGUUCGUGGAGCAGUCAGCUGGACCACAAUUCCGUCAGCAACAUGAAAGUUCUGUGUUUGGUGUUCGUCGUGGUGGUGGCCCUCGCUGCCCUGUUGGGGUCUGCCCGAGCUAUGCCUGACCCCUACCCCUUAGCUGACCCUGAUCCUUCUCCUCUGGCUGACCCACACGGCGGUUGGGGCGGUUGGGGCGGUUGGGGCGGUUAUGGUGGUGGCGGCUUCCGUGGUGGUGGUGGCGGCUCCCGUGGUGGUCAUGGCAGCUUCCGUGGUGGUGGUGGCGGCUCCCGUGGUGGUCGUGGCGGUGGCCGUGGAUAUGGCGGUGGUGGACGUCAUUGGUAAGUCAAAGAUGCUGCCUCCAGCUGCCCAUCUGACCGAGGACCCCCUCCAUCCUACGCAAAGGAACACCCACUAGUAUGAACUAACUACGUGUAUAAGUAUAUAUCAUGAAAACUACAACGAUGAGGACAGAAAAUGAAAUCACUAAACAUUGAGGAAGACAAAAAGACCUGGUGGACCGCGGCGAAUAUAUCCUCAAGACACAAUUCACAUCCAAUCUUCAGCACCUCCAACGUCCAACAUCUCCAGCGUUCAAAAACUUCAACAUCUAGACACCUCUGGCUCCUGGUUCCUCCUUGCUGUAUGAUGUUUACCAGCUUUCUCUUAUGUAGUUAUCAAGUGUGAUGUGUAAAGUGUGUAAGAAGAACAAAUAAAAUACAGUCAUAAAUGUAAAA
This is a messenger RNA of Homarus americanus (American lobster), 810 nucleotides long. Its product is annotated as H/ACA ribonucleoprotein complex subunit 1-like. The transcript has 2 exons. Bases 125 to 418 code for a protein of 97 amino acids. The record is from RefSeq and is a predicted model, not a curated record. Lineage: Eukaryota; Metazoa; Arthropoda; Malacostraca; Decapoda; Nephropidae.